AGUGUCCAAUGUGUGCGCAGCUGCCUGCUGGGCAGUGAGAUUGCCAUGGCAACACGCAGAAUAUAAAUUUGCUCAGCGCAGCACCCAGCCAGGAGCCGCAGCUGGGAGUAGCAGGAUGGGGCUGACGAGGAGGCCGAUGGGGGAGGGCGUGCGCCAGCGUGAGUACAUCCACGGCGGUGCACCGGAAGUUGGUGAAUUCUCUGAGACAUAUCCACGAAGAAGAGGUGGAGAGGGAAUUCUGCCUUUGAAGAAGAAUGAGUUGACGGCAGACCGUGUGAUCAAGUUUUGCGGGCAUUAUAUUCAACAUAUCCGGGAAAAAAGUAUGGAAAACAAUGAGUGGGUUUUAAAAGGUGGAGAGGAAGUGGAGGAAACAAUGGACAGCCGGCUGAUAAGAAGGCUGCUGGACGAGCUACUGGUGGGGUUGGAAUCGAAAGAUAAAUGUGUUCGGCUUAGGGUGUGUCAAAUGAUUACGCUGAUUGUUAACUGUAUGGAUGAAAUCGACGAUGAUUUAUUCGAGCAACUGAAAAAGGCGCUUGCAAAGAGAUUGAGGGACAAGGAAGCGUCGAUCAGGGUUCAAGCGGUGAUAGCAGCGUCUCGUCUUCAAAAUGCAGAAGAAGACAUCAACGAUGAUAUUAUUAAAAAGACUUUUUUGCAGCUUAUACAGCAUGAUCCGAAUGCGGAAGUGAGGCGUUCGGUGAUUUUGAACCUUGAGAAAAACGAAAAGACACUGCCUUUUAUCAUUGAAAGAGCUCGUGAUACGGAUAGUAUAAACCGCCGGACUAUUUUUUCCAGGACUCUCCCGGAAAUGGGCGAUUUCAGGCUCCUUAGUAUAAGUAAACGAGAAAAAAUUUUGAAAUGGGGAAUAAAGGAUCGAAAUGAUCAAGUAAGGAAAGCCGCUGUAAAAAUGUUUUCUACAAUUUGGAUCGAACACGUCAAUAAUAAUCUCCUUGAAUUAUUAGAAAGACUGGAUGUUAUAAACAGUAAAAUUGCCGAAGAUGCUAUGAACCAUUUCUUUUCCAUGAGAACCGAUGUUGUUAAAACUAUAAUUUUCGACAACAAUUUUUGGGAAAACAUUACGCCUGAAUCGGCUUUCUUAGUCAGAUGUUGGAAUGAUUUUUGUUUUAAAGAAGGUUAUUCUUAUCUUAUUGAAGAAAGGAUUCCCGAAAUAUCGCAACAAGCAUUGUAUAUAGAAAAAAUAUUAGAAAAUUUUCAACAUGAUACUGAGGAAUCUAAACAAGAGUUAGAGUUUAUAUUUAAGCAGUUUUUACUUAUUAUAAAAACAACAGAUUUGAGUGAUGAAAUGGGUAGGAAAAAAAUAUUUAAUAUUCUUCGGAAUAAUAUUCCUAAUCAUGUUUUUUCCGAAAAUCUUAUUACUCAUAUGGUAGAAGUUUUUCGGAAAAUAACAUCUGACGAAAAGACUUUUGUCAAACUUUUAGCGGAAAUGAUAGUGAAUCUUUUGGAUUCCCUGAACGAGCAAACAAAUAAAGUUAAAAAAUAUGCCGAAGAUGACACUAAAUCCGAUGACUCAUUUGUUUCAGUGGUAUCGAAUCAAGAAAAUAUUCCACUUUUUAAAUCCGUCGACUCUAUAAUUAAAGAAGAAAUGGAAAAUCCUAAUGGAGGCCAUAAGACAUUUGUUAUUUUCAGAUGUCUUUGUCUUACUCAAGCUAUGCUCGAAAAUAUUGAAAAAAAUUUCCGGAAUAAUUUCGAGUUCAUAGAAAUACUUAAUAAUUUGAUUGUGCCAUCUGUCAGGAGUCAUAAUGCAUCGAUUAGGGAAAAAGGUCUUCGGUGUUUAGGUUUAUGUUGUUUAUUGGAUAAACAAUUUGCUAGAGAGAAUUUGAUUUUAUUCUGUCACUGUUUAGUAAAGGGACAUGAUUCUUUGCAGGUUGAAGCAUUAAAAAUUAUUACAGAUAUUUUUAUGUGUUAUAAAUAUGAUGUUUUUGAUGGUUCAUCGAUAAAUUUGCAGUCGAUUCAGUCGUUAUUCGAACAGAUAUUGCAAAAUACUUUAAAUAUCGAUAUGACAGCUACUGCUGUAGAGGCUGUUUCUAAACUAAUGUUAACGUCAUUUUUCGAUGAUCCUAAACUGCUUAAAAUCCUUAUUAUCUUAUAUUUUGAUCCAAAAACAUCCUCCAAUUUAAAUUUACGUCAAAUUCUUACAUAUUUCAUUCCUGUUUAUUGUUAUUCUUCACCUAAAAAUCAAUUUUAUCUUCAAGAGAUAUUCGUUUCUACUUUGCAUAAAUUAUUACAAAUCUUUGAUGAUUUAGACGAUGAUAUCGAACCUAUUCCUUUUUCACAAAUAGUUCUUCAAAUGAUGGAUUGGGUCGAUCCAAAAAAACAAAUUAACCCCGAUAUUUCUAAAAAUCAAUCAGGGCAUACGAAAGAAAAUAAAGAUAUUCAUCUAUAUUUAGCAAAAGAUAUCUGCACUCAAAUAAGUGAAUCUUAUAAUAAAGAAGAAAGACGGACAUUAUGCACCUUACUCAACAAACUUCAUAUUACAUCAACAUCUAAUCACGAACUUACAGAUUCACUUCAAAAAAUUGUUCUUAAACUUCUCAAAGUACUAUAUACAAUAAAUAUACGUAUUUCUAACAUUUUUAAGGAAAAUAAUUCUUUAGAUUCUUUUGCUAAAAAUUCAUUAAAUAAAUUUUUUACUACAUUAUGUAAAUUACUUGAAUUCAAAGAAACUAAUUAUACAUCUAUUGAAACGUUUAAAUAA
This is a messenger RNA of Pneumocystis jirovecii RU7, 2713 nucleotides long. RefSeq names its product condensin subunit YCG1. NCBI's taxonomy places the organism in Eukaryota, Fungi, Ascomycota, Pneumocystomycetes, Pneumocystales, Pneumocystaceae. Gene Ontology annotation, biological process: mitotic chromosome condensation. The coding region runs from base 116 to 2713 and encodes 865 amino acids. The record is from RefSeq and is a predicted model, not a curated record. Gene Ontology annotation, cellular component: condensin complex; condensed chromosome. The transcript has 14 exons.